Molecule: messenger RNA, 1080 nt
Organism: Paramecium tetraurelia
Lineage: Eukaryota; Ciliophora; Oligohymenophorea; Peniculida; Parameciidae
Exons: 3
Source: RefSeq, a predicted model, not a curated record
AUGAAAAUUAAUUCACAUCCUGAAAAAAAAUUGGAAGGAAUACUAAAGCAAGAGAUCUUGUUUAAAAGCGCUAAAAAAAUGAUGAAGGAAUUAAAGAAAGACAUCUAAGGGUUACCCAGUAUGGAUUAUGAGGAAAGUUCAGCCAAUUUAUAUAAUUUUGUUGUCAAUCGCAAAGUUGAGAAUACUACAAAUUACAGCACUAGGGCACAUCCUUUAAAGAGGACUCAAAGAACUCUCUCUUUUGAAUUGAUAAAACCCAAAUUAUCAGACGGCAAGAUUAAGCAUUUGCGUUUUGGAAGUAGAGAAGGGAAGAGGAUACAGAGCAGGAACAUCUAAAAGAUUCGAAGACGAAGUUGUUGUUGUUCUGAUUGUGGACACGAAAAUACCAAAAUCAUACAUCUGAUGUACAAAGGUGCAACUUGCCAUCGUUAAGUAGAAUAUGCACAUCAAUUGAAGAAAAAAAGGGAUUUUGCAGAGGAUGCAUUUCGCUUUUCACAAAAGAUUGCAAGAAAAAUGAUUCUCAUAAAAAAUAAAUUAUAUUCUAAGACAAUCUUAUUUAGGAAACGUUGUAAUUCCUGUGAUACUCGAUUAACAAAAGAGAUGCUAAUUUAGCAUAAAUAAGUAGCCUUCUAAGUUCCUUAAAGAAAAGAUACUCAUUCAAAAACACAAAUGAGACAUACUGUAUUUAUCAAAAGACAAUAAACCAUCAAUGAUAAAUUGUUACUUAUACCAAUUAAAAAUCUAAAAGUGGUCUCAGAAAUACAGUUACCUAUAAAAACUCUGCCAACUCAACCUAGUAACACGUCCUCAAAGAUUUUAAAGAAGAAAAAUUUUAAUCGUACAUAUGUUCCAGUAAAUCGUUCUAUUCUCCCUUAAUUGAGUCCUUCAAAAUUUACGAUCAACAACAAUAAAUCAAUAGAUUACUAACUAAAAUCUUAGAUUAGGUAAUAAGUGAAGGAAUUGCAAAAACCACUUAUUGAAUCGAAGAAAAACUCAAUUGCAAGUCUCACUAAUCCAUAUCGUAAUAUCUCUUAACUAGAUUACUUGCUGAAAGUAAGAAGAAGACAAUGUAAUUAUUGA